Messenger RNA from Phodopus roborovskii (desert hamster), 665 nucleotides. RefSeq names its product DnaJ heat shock protein family (Hsp40) member C15 (gene Dnajc15). Gene Ontology annotation, cellular component: PAM complex, Tim23 associated import motor. Gene Ontology annotation, molecular function: ATPase activator activity. Lineage: Eukaryota; Metazoa; Chordata; Mammalia; Rodentia; Cricetidae. The record is from RefSeq and is a predicted model, not a curated record. The transcript has 6 exons. The coding region runs from base 67 to 516 and encodes 149 amino acids. Gene Ontology annotation, biological process: protein import into mitochondrial matrix.
UGUCCCUAAGGUCACCUCGUAGACUCGUAGCAACGCUGCGCGUCCUUUGGGUCCCUGUGCACUGCUAUGGCUACCGGUGGCGGCGUGGCCUCCAAAGAGGGGCUGCGCUACGCCGAAUACUUGCCCCCGUCCACGCAAAGGCGUGACGCCGACAUCGACCACGCCGCGGGAAGAAGGCUGAUAGCUGUAGGACUAGGAGUUGCAGCUGUUGCAUUUGCAGGUCGCUAUGCAUUUCAAAUCUGGAAACCUCUAGAACAAGUAAUCACGGAAACAGCAAGGAAGAUUUCAUCACCGAGCCUUUCUUCCUACUAUAAAGGAGGAUUUGAGCAAAAAAUGAGUAGGCGAGAAGCUAGUCUUAUUUUAGGUGUAAGCCCAUCUGCUGGCAAGGCCAAGAUUAAAACAGCACACAAGAGAAUUAUGAUUUUGAACCAUCCAGACAAAGGUGGAUCUCCUUACUUAGCAUCCAAAAUAAAUGAAGCAAAGGACUUACUAGAAUCAUCCACCAAACUUAACUGAUGCCGAAAGAUCCUACCUACCACAAGGAAAGGAAAUGCAAGGUUCUAAAAGUCCUACAGAAGAAUGUGGAACGUGGUCUUGCUUCAUAUUGACCAACUCUGUUCUGUCAUUAAGUUUGCAGCAAUAAAAGACAUGCACCUUGCUCUUCA